AUGUUUAAUGAAAUUAUUCAAGAAAUGAAAAAGAGUAAAACUCUUAGAACAUUUGCAGCAUAUUUUUUUCACAUGCACAAAAGCUACUGUCGUAUCAAACAAAAAAGAGAACAAAAUAGAUUUUUAUUAAAUUCCCAGAAACUUAACACUCCUAAAACUAAGUUUCUUAUUCCAAAAUCAGAAUUCAAAGCAUUUGCUUUACCAUUAGGAUCACCAAGCAAGCAAAUGACUUGA
Molecule: messenger RNA, 234 nt
Organism: Clunio marinus
Lineage: Eukaryota; Metazoa; Arthropoda; Insecta; Diptera; Chironomidae
Source: the annotation of a GenBank genome assembly